CAGUAGUAGCAGCAGUUUGUGCAAAUCGAGUGCGCCAGCAGCAGUAGCAGCAUAGAAAAACCACGGCCUACCUUGUCUGGUUUCCCCUGCUGUUUGGGUGUUGGUUGCAGCAGAGUAUCCACCCCCAACGACGCACACCUCGGGUGCAAGCGAGGCCUUUGCUGACAUCAGCAUACCACGACGCAAGGCAGGUCAACAACAACACGAGCAGCAGCGUAGACGUGUCCCAUGUCUUCGUCUCGACUAGCCGCCGGCAUGGCGCGUCGCGCGGCGGGGCUUACCACCGUCGGCAACAGCAACAGGCUGAUCUUGAGGCAGCAAUCCUCCUCUUCCUCCUCUCGCAGUACAUGCGGCGGCGGCGGCGGGGGCGGGGGCUCCGCAGCUCUCGGGACCGUCGCAGCGCUAGGAGCAGCGACCGCGAUAUCGGCGGCUGUAGGGACGGCUCUCGUUGUUGCCGAGGGCGGCGCGGGCGGUGGCGGCGGCGGCGGCGGCGGGGGGGGGGGCUCGCCAGNGGUCUCGCCAGAGACCGGCGGCGGGGCUUGGGGCAGACGAGGGAUGUCGCAGGGGAAGUACUAUGGGCUCAAGCAGGGGGACGCCGGGGCGGGGGAGACAGUCCAGGGCGAGGAUGACAAGUUCUUCGACCCUGACUACGAGUACCUCAUGGUGGUGGGGGGUAGCUCCAACAAGCAGCUCGCCAACGAGAUCGCGGAGGAGAUGGGGCUCAAGUGCGGCGCGGUGACGCUCGGGCGGUACGCGGACGGCGAGGUCAUGGUUCAGCUGGACGAGCACGUACGAGGGAAGGACGUGUACAUCGUCCAGAGCGGGCAGAAGCCGGUGAACGACAACCUGAUCGAGCUGCUGCUGAUGGUGUCCACUAUGCAGAGAGCCUCCGCGAAGAGGGUCACCGCCGUCAUCCCGUAUUUUCCGUACAAGCACCACCGAAGGUCCGUGCCGGUUAGCGCUGACCUGCACUCGAGAUUUUUGUGGAGCGCAGGCGAGUCCGCCGAUGUUGGGCGAUUGCUGGAGGUGAUGGGCGUAGACCGCGUGAUCGCGGUGGACCUAGAGAGGCCCGGCACCGGUUCCGGCGGCGCAUUCCUCGGCCCCGGCAUCCCCGUCGAGACGCUGCUGACGACCAACAUCUUCGCGGAACACAUCGCCGAGAGGAUCCUUGGCAAGGACAAGUCGCACCAGCGAGGGGUCACGGUCAUCUCGCCGAGCUCUGGGCUGGUGAAGAAAGCCAUCCAGUUCAAGAGAAAACUGCGAGAGUACGUGGACGACGUCAGGGUGCAGACCUUCCUGCACGCAAGGCCCAACUCUGGGCCAGUCGACGUAUCCUCCAACGAGUUGAUGGGCAACAUCGGCGAGGUCAAGGGCCGCGAUGUGGUGAUCGUGGACGAACUGAUCGACACGGGAGGCACGCUCGCGGCGCUCCCGCGCAGGCUCAAGAAGGCCGGCGCCAUGAACAUCUACGUCUGCUCGUCGCACGGGCUGUUCAACGCCAACGCCGUGGCCAUCCUGGAAGAGUCCCCCGUCGACACGGUGUUCGUGACCAACUCGGUCCCUCUGCCGGAGGGUUGCAAGUCCAAGAAAAUCGAACAGUUGCACAUCGGGCGGUACCUGGCUCGGAUGAUCUUCGCCGAGCACGUGCGGUCCGCAGACCUCUUCAAGGAGGAUGACAUCGUGUUCGAAUAACCAAAGCGGGGGGGGCAACAUGUUUUUUUUUGAGACUCGGAUCUGAUAAAUAGGCUUCGAAAGCAGCGGCAGUAACGAGUUGGUUGACCCCGGAGAUUGCGACGGGAGCGGAGACCACAUCGGAUCGACGGCUCGAAGCAGCGAGGAGCAUUCGACUGGAUCGAUUGACCGGUUUGGAUCAAGGGGAGAAUGAGAUAGAAUGGUGCAACGCCAACGAGCACGGAAUACGAGAACCAGAACCAAAUCGGGGAGCGGGGAAUCGAGAGGAGAAUGGGGCAACGCCAACGGGAAUGGAAUGCGAGGACGAGAACGAAUUUCGAGAACGAAUUUCGAGAACCAGAACGGAGCGGGGUAACGCGGGACAACGCAGGGAAGAGAUCAGACACAAGAGCGGCUUUGAAAGGGGGAGGAGGGUGGACGACGCACCAAGUUGGGUCGAAAUCGCCAAAUAUGUGACAUGGGCAACGAAUGACACGAGAUGUCAAAUAACACGGAACGUUUUUUGCUGCGUGUAUCCGUGCGAUCUUGUCUACGAAGUAGUGUGUUUUAUUGGAGUAGUGUUUUGUGCCCGGUGUACAGGCGGAGGAGGGGGGCGGGAGCUGAAGAGCAUUACUGAGAGGGAAAACAAUCAUUUUUUUUACUUCGAUCAACCGAGAAACCAGGAUAACUCUGCGGAAAGAAACUGUGAGAAAGGUGAUUGAUACUAGGAGGAGUUGGACGGUGCUUGGAAGUAGCAGGCAGAGGGUACGUGGAAGAGAAGACGGAUAAAGGAGAGGGGAGGAGGCGACUUGGGCUUCAAGUCGAAGCCCCCCCCCCCCCCCCCCCCCCCCCCCCCCCCCCCCCCCCCCCCCCCCCCCCCCCCCCCCCCCCCCCCCCNCAUCGGUGAUCGGUCCUAUGGGAACAAUGCUGCGUCCUCUCGAGGACGCGUGUUCAAUGGUCAAAUAGCAGCUAAAACACUUAAGUUGGGAAAAUGCGCGCGGUUUAUCAGAGGUCGAAACAAGCGUCAGAGAGUAACCACCAACACUGCCAGCUGCUAUGGAGAAGACGCGACACCUGGCUGAACACUGCAAAGAGUAGGGGUAACACCCCUGAUGGAGCGUACGAACACCAACGUAGCGGUCGGCCCUACCCUAAAUGGAUCUCGUGCGGGGACGACAGCAACAACGGGAGAUCGCUCCCUCGCAAAAGCACUUGCCUUGCGGGACAUCUU
Molecule: messenger RNA, 2902 nt
Organism: Ectocarpus sp. CCAP 1310/34
Lineage: Eukaryota; Phaeophyceae; Ectocarpales; Ectocarpaceae
Source: the annotation of a GenBank genome assembly